This is a messenger RNA of Carassius carassius (crucian carp), 585 nucleotides long. Its product is annotated as deleted in malignant brain tumors 1 protein-like. Bases 1 to 585 code for a protein of 194 amino acids. NCBI's taxonomy places the organism in Eukaryota, Metazoa, Chordata, Actinopteri, Cypriniformes, Cyprinidae. The record is from RefSeq and is a predicted model, not a curated record. The transcript is spliced from 4 exons.
AUGACAGACUGGAUGAGUGACUUGUCCAGUCCCCGGUACCCUAAUAACUACCCUGAUAACUCAUAUUGCACAUGGACCAUUCAUAGCACAGGGAACAUGACAGUGUCACUGACCUUCACCGAUGUUGUUUUGGAAACAUGCUGUGAUUACAUCAAAGUAUAUGAUGGUCCUUCAACCCUCCACCCCUUACUGGGAGAAAUACGGGAGUACAGGAACCAGUCUUUCAAAUCCAGCAGCAAUGAUCUGACUGUGUUUUUCUACAGUGACAGCAGUGUCACACGUAGAGGAUUUCACGCAAACUGGGUCUUUGUAGAGGCUCCCUCAGAUGACCCCUGCUACAGCUACACUGUACUGGACGAACCUUGGAGAGCCACUGACUAUCAGAAUGACUCUGUCUUAAUGUGUGACCGGAAUGUGAAUUGGUUUGGCUGGUAUCGUCUCUUCAUUCAUGGCCAGAGUGCCCAGAUGCCAAACAUGUGUAUUGAUGAGUACAAAUGUGGCACUCAUGCCCCACUGUGGUUAAAUGGUCAACACCCAAAAGCCAAGGAUGGAGUGGUCACCCGAGGUAAUCAUAUUUACAUGUGA